GCGGCUCCCGCUCCCGCCGAAGAGGGUGAGUGCGGAGCCCACGGCGGAGACUCACGGUUGUGGGUCUCGGAGGCCCCCGCAGGAGCAGCCCAGGACUGCGUGGUGAGGCCCCUUCGGCCUGAGGGGUAGGGCCGGCCUCUGCCCCUGCGGGGCCCGGGCCACCGAGCUCCAGGUGCACCCCUUGUCAGCCCCGGGAGCCAGGCCGCGGUGAGAACACCGAGAGCUGAGACUGUCCCCCGACGCGGUUCUUCCAGCUGCCCCAGAGGGCGCCGAGGGCGAGUCACCGCCCGGAGCAGCGAGGGACGGGGACUUGGGGCGGCGGCCCCGGGCCCGAGGGGUCCGUGAGGGGCCGAAGGCCCUGGGAGUCGCUCGGACCCUGGGUUCCUCCCCGUGGGCUUUGCCCCGGCACCGCGCAUCCCAGUCCCGGGACAUGCCGCCAGCGUGGAGGGAACCUGCCCCUCGGAGGUCUCGGGGGAUGCGGGACCCGAGUCGGCGGUCUCCCUGCCCUCUGUAUAUCCGCGUCUCGGCCCCGCCUUCUGGUUUCCGAUUCCACGCGACGCUGGCGUGGGCUACGCCUGACCCGUCUCUCCGCAAGAAUGGGGAGGCCAGCCCCGUGCAGAUUUCUACUUGAGGAAAAUUUUUUGUCUCUGCUUCCUCUGGAUUCUGCCUCUCCCCUAGAAAGGACCCCACAGGAAGGAAGGAGAAGACAAUGGCUGCUGGGCCUCUGCCAUUGGGAGCUCAGGAAAUCAACUUUCCAAAGCAAAUGUGAUUUCCCAGCCGGAACAAGGAGAAGCGAGCCUGAUGACAAAAGAACUCCCCAGUGUGUCUUUCCAGACUGGGAGACACGACUUGAAACCAAAGAGUCAACUCCAAAGCCCAGCGUUACUGAAGAUUUAUCCCAUGGGGUAAUAAUGGAAAGGGAAGGUCUCUGGCAUUCUACUUUAGAGGAAACCUGGGAGCCUGAUAAUUGGUUAGAGGGGCAACAAGAAAAACAAGAUAGACAUCUGGGCCAAGUGGCAGUUACCCAUAAGGAAACCCUCACUGAGAGGAGGGUAUGUGGAGGUAAUGAAUUUGAAAGAUUUUCCAGUCGGGGUUCAAUCCUUGAUACACAAUCAAGCAUUCGUAUGGCAAAAAGGCCCCAUAAUUGGAAUGCACGUGGAAAAGAUGCCAAACAAAAUUAUGAGUUAACUAAAACUCAAAGAAUGUUUGUAGAAAAGAAAAUCUAUGAAUGUAAUGAGUGCAGGAAAACCUUCAGCCAGAGCUCAUCCCUUCUUAAGCACCACAGGAUUCAUACUGGGGAGAAACCCUAUAAGUGUAAUGUGUGUGGGAAGCACUUCAUUGAACGCUCCUCACUUACUGUACAUCAAAGAAUUCAUACUGGAGAGAAACCCUACAAAUGUAAUGAAUGUGGAAAAUCCUUCAGUCAGAGCAUGAAUCUUACUGUUCAUCAAAGAACACAUACUGGAGAGAAACCCUAUCAGUGUAAAGAGUGUGGAAAAGCCUUCCGUAAAAAUUCAUCUCUUAUUCAACAUGAAAGGAUUCAUACUGGAGAAAAACCCUACAAAUGUAAUGAAUGUGGGAAAGCUUUUACCCAAAGCAUGAAUUUGACAGUGCACCGGAGAACACAUACAGGAGAAAAACCCUAUGAAUGUAAUGAAUGUGGAAAAGCCUUCAGUCAAAGCAUGCAUCUUAUUGUACAUCAGAGAAGUCAUACUGGAGAAAAACCCUAUGAAUGUAGUGAAUGUGGAAAAGCCUUUAGUAAGAGCUCAACUCUUACCCUACAUCAGCGAAAUCACACUGGAGAAAAACCCUACAAAUGUAACAGAUGUGGGAAAUCCUUUAGCCAAAGUACAUACCUUAUAGAACAUCAGAGACUUCAUUCUGGAGUAAAACCUUUUGAAUGUAAUCAGUGUGGAAAAGCUUUCAGUAAGAAUUCAUCUCUUACUCAACAUCGGAGAAUUCAUACUGGAGAAAAACCUUACGAGUGCAUAGUAUGUGGAAAACAUUUCACUGGACGAUCAUCCCUUACUGUACAUCAGGUUAUUCACACUGGAGAGAAACCUUAUGAAUGCAAUGAAUGUGGAAAGGCAUUCAGCCAGACCGCAUACCUUAUUGAGCAUCAAAGAAUUCAUACUGGUGAGAAACCGUAUGAAUGUGAUCAGUGUGGAAAAGCCUUCAUUAAGAAUUCAUCCCUUACAGUACAUCAGAGAACUCACACAGGAGAGAAACCCUAUCAAUGUAAUGAAUGUGGAAAAGCCUUCAGCCGGAGUACAAACCUUACACGACAUCAAAGAACUCAUACGUAAGGGAAGUUCUCAUUGGCUCCUUCAGCAUGAUUAACUUUUAGUAAUAAUCAGAUAAGUCACGCAAUGUAGAAACCUAAUAAAUGUAAUGAUUGUUAGAAUCUUUUAGUUAAAGUACAAUAUACCAUAUCAGAUAUAUACCACACGGACCACUGCAGAGAAAUCAUAUAAAAGUGGAUAAAUCUUAAUUUAGAAGAUAAAAUUUACUUUAUAUCAGAAGAUUGAAGUAGCUAAUGUUAUAAACAGUGAAGAUUCAUGCUGAAGAUAAGUUCUGUUAUAUCCUACUGCAGAUUCUGCUUUGGAUAUCAGAGACUUGACACUGGAGAGAAAAUGUGAGAGCGUUUAACUGGACAGCCCCAAAAGACGUGGUAUGUAGUUCUGAUCUGUCACUAACUGGAUAAGUCACCUACUUUCACCAGGUCACAAUUUCCUUAUCUGCUAAAUGAGUGACUUUGGAUUUAGAAGGUUUGCAGGAUCCCUAUUAGCUGUAAGUGCCACAAACCUGUAAAUAUAAUGAAUGCUAGGAAA
Propithecus coquereli (Coquerel's sifaka) is the source of this 2831-nucleotide messenger RNA. It is a transcript of the gene ZFP2, whose product is annotated as ZFP2 zinc finger protein. Gene Ontology annotation, biological process: regulation of transcription by RNA polymerase II. Bases 597 to 2306 code for a protein of 569 amino acids. Lineage: Eukaryota; Metazoa; Chordata; Mammalia; Primates; Indriidae. The transcript has 4 exons. Gene Ontology annotation, molecular function: RNA polymerase II cis-regulatory region sequence-specific DNA binding; DNA-binding transcription factor activity. The record is from RefSeq and is a predicted model, not a curated record.